Molecule: messenger RNA, 1013 nt
Organism: Aedes aegypti (yellow fever mosquito)
Lineage: Eukaryota; Metazoa; Arthropoda; Insecta; Diptera; Culicidae
Exons: 2
Coding region: 125-943 (272 amino acids)
Source: RefSeq, a predicted model, not a curated record
CGCCAAAAAGGCGCACAAGAAGAAAUCGAAGAAAGUUUCGAAAACAAACCGUUCCAACUAAAAUCGUUAAAAAAGUUUCAUCAAAAAUUCCUGUUAUUUCAGUGCAAGGGAACAUAAUUACGCCAUGGAGGACGAUCUGAACCACCUUUCCGACAGAAUCAUUGACAAUUUGGAUAAAUUCAAUCGCAUACUCAAAUCCGCUGGCUUGGAAUCCAAACUGCUCAGCAAUCCGGAUCUUCCUGACCGUUUACUAAAACUAUCCCAACAAGAGUGGACACCGGGCUCGGAUGCCCGUUCCGCAGACCCAUCGGAUCGCCUAGCUGCCGAAGACAUAGAUUCCAUUUUCAGCAAAAUUCGACAUCGUCCGUUGCCCGGCAGUGGAUCAUCUCGUGGCGUUAACCGAGCCCCGUCGCAAAAGAAAGCCAUUCCGCUGCAACAGUCCCGGAUUCUGAACGAAACCAAUCUGGCCGGCAGCCCUUCCGGAUCCCUGACCGAUUUGAGCGACAGUGGUGGCAGCAGUAAACAGGUUCGAACGAUCGACGUGGAAGCUCUGGUCAAAAGCUUGAAGCAAUCCCUUCAGGCCAUGGGACAGAUCGAGAAUCGGCCACUGGAAGCGAUCGAUUUUGAACGGGUCGAGCGGUACAAUCGGAGGGAAUGUGUCAAAGUGCGGGAUGCCAUUCGCGAUGUGGAACUGAUGGUGCAGGAUCUGGAACGGUACGUGGCCAGUGUGCGAAAUGGUGACGAAGAUCGGAGCGAACUCGUUAGUGAGACUUUGGUGUCUCGGUUGAGGGAUUUAUCGGAGACCAUGUCCCAAGUGAUAUUUAUCAAGAACAACGAAUACAUUCCGGAUAUGAGCAAAUGGACUGCCAUCGGUUCGUUUCCACUGGCUGAGUGCUUGGACGAUGUGAAUGAAAACAUUCGACGGAAGAAGCUCUAUCAAUGAAGAAAGUUCACGAAAUAUAACUUAAAUCAGCCUAUAAAUCAAGUUUAAUAAAAUUUGAUCAGGUAGUUUA